This is a messenger RNA of Sorex araneus (European shrew), 558 nucleotides long. It is a transcript of the gene TMCO2, whose product is annotated as transmembrane and coiled-coil domains 2. The coding region runs from base 1 to 558 and encodes 185 amino acids. NCBI's taxonomy places the organism in Eukaryota, Metazoa, Chordata, Mammalia, Eulipotyphla, Soricidae. The transcript is spliced from 2 exons. The record is from RefSeq and is a predicted model, not a curated record. Gene Ontology annotation, cellular component: nucleus.
AUGUCAUCACCUUCAUCUUCUUUCACGGACUACAUCUUAGAUAUUUCCUCUCUGAACUCAAUAUGGAAUUGGCUACAAUCAACUUUACUGGGAGAGACAAAUGAGCCUCAGUCAACAAAUUUGGGGAUGAUAGAUUAUCUUGCUCCAGCUGUGCAAGUUGUUUUGGGCAUUUGCUUUUUGGUCGUGUUGGUGAUAGGAAUAUAUACCUUGUGGAAAAGAAGCGUUCGGUCACUUCAGAAAAUAUUGCUGUUUGUAAUCACACUCUACAAGCUUUACAAGAAGGGUUCAGAUUUUUUUCAGGCUAUUCUGGUCAACCCAGAAGGGACUGAGCUCCCAGUUCAAACCAAUAGUAAUACUAUGGUUCUGUCCUUGGGUAUGCAAGAAAAAAUCCUGAAAAAACUUAAGGCAGUGGAAAACAAAGUGAAGGACCUGGAGGGAAUCAUCAUUUCCCAGAAACCUACCACAAAGAGAGAUUGCUCAUCUGAGCCCUACUGCAGCUGCUCUGACUGCCAGAGCCCUUUACACACAUCAGGGUUUUCAUCUACAUUGGAAAUGUAA